AUUCUUUUGCUGAGCUCUGUCCUGCUUCGGAUCUCUCUGGCUUUCAAUCCCCAUUUCAUUUGCUCUUUGUAAGGCUAUAGUGAACAAAGUGUGCGGAGGUUCGGCAUAAGCAGCCGCCUAGAACACAGAUCCGGGAUGGCAAUUUCCAGUUCCCCCGCUGGAAGGUGUGGCAUAUUGGAUUCAAAGCACUGGCGUGGCAGAUUUUCAACUUGCAACCUGGCUAAUUUCCUGCUUCUUCUGGCACCAAAAGGAGGGCGAUUCGUCUCCUGUGCAGCCAAAGCGACAGCUGUCAAAGUCGCAGGGGCUCCUGCGAGCCAGAACCUAAAAGGCUACGUGUGCCUCCUGGCCAUUCACAUUGUCACUUUUAGGUACAGAAGUAUCCAAACCACAAGUUCUCAAUACUGUGUGAAAAAAUGGCUCCCUGCAAGUCGAGCGGUUCUGAAAGGCAUUCUCUUGGAAAAGUCUGUGAAGACGCAAAGGAUUUUCCUGGAAAAAAAAGUAAUAAUAAAGUGGUCAUGUGUAAAGACACCGCAGCUCGGCUGCCUGCUAAAAACAUGCACACUCUCUCGGUGGAGAUAGAGCGGCGGACUGCAAAAUGCCCCACGGCCGAUUUUCGUCGUUUAAGAGCGCCCGGCACCCCGAAAAGCCCCGCUCCGGGCGGCGGCAGCGCUCCGGCCCCGGCCUCGGCGGCGGGACGAGGUCUGCCCGGAGCGGCCAUUGGAGGAGCAGCGCCACGUGACAGAGGGGUGCCAAUGUUAUUCUCCAAGGGUGUCAAGACCCUGUCAGUUUGCGAAAUAAAUAUUGGGAAACAACGAAAUGCAAAAAGCGACCUACUACGACAGCUCUGCAAUCUAUGGUGCCUACCCCUACCAAGGAGCAAAUGGUUUCACUUAUAAUGCGAGUCAGCAGCAAUAUCCUCCAUCUUCGUCACUUGUGGAAACUGAGUACCACCGCCCCGCGUGCUCCCUCCAGUCCCCUGGCAGCGCCGUGUCCCACCACAAGGCCAAUGACAUCAGUGAGAGUUGCAUGAGGACUCUCCCCAGCCAGCCUCUGCAGCCCCCUGGCCUCACCGACCCGCAGGCCCCGCCGCAGCCACCUCCAGCCCCGCAGGCACAGCCUCCACCUCCAUCCUCGGCCUCACCAUCUCAAAAUGCCAGCAGCAACCCUGCCCCGGCCAACUCCACUAAGAGCCCGGCUCUUAACUCGCCUACCGUGUCCAAACAGAUAUUCCCGUGGAUGAAAGAGUCUCGGCAAAACACAAAGCAGAAAAACAGCAGUUCCAGUUCAGGUGAGAGCUGUGCUGGUGAUAAGAGCCCCCCAGGGCAAGCAUCCUCUAAGCGAGCCCGUACGGCUUACACAAGUGCCCAGCUGGUAGAACUGGAAAAGGAGUUCCACUUCAAUAGAUACCUUUGCAGGCCACGAAGGGUUGAGAUGGCCAAUUUGCUCAAUCUCACAGAAAGACAGAUCAAAAUCUGGUUUCAGAACCGCAGAAUGAAAUACAAAAAGGAUCAAAAGGGCAAGGGCAUGAUGACCUCUUCAGGAGGACAGUCCCCGAGCAGAAGCCCCGUCCCUCCAGCUGCUGGGGGAUACCUAAACUCUAUGCAUUCUUUAGUAAACAGUGUCCCCUACGAGCCCCAGUCGCCUCCGCCAUUUAAUAAGCCUCAUCAAAACACCUAUGGCAUCCCCGCAUCGUAUACCGCUCCUCUUAAUAAUUGCCCACCUCCUCAAAAGAGAUACACGGGGACAGCAGCUGUGACACCUGAAUACGAUACUCAUCCUCUUCAAGGCAACGGUUAUGGGAAUCCACAUAUACAGGGAAGCCCCGUCUACGUAGGGGGCAACUACGUGGAGACCAUGACCAAUUCCGGGCCUUCCAUCUUUGGUCUAACUCAUCUCUCUCAUCCUCCCUCUGCCAACAUGGACUACAGCGGGGCUGGGCCGAUGGGCAACAAUCACCACCACGGACCUUGCGACCCGCACCCGACAUACACAGACCUUACAGCUCACCAUCCUUCUCAGGGAAGAAUUCAGGAAGCGCCCAAACUCACCCAUCUGUAGGAGCCAGGAGUCACUAGGCGGAACGCAAAGCCCCAACCUUUUAAAGUACUCGUCCCUUCCUCUCUCUCUCCCCUCCCCCGCCAUGCGCCCUCCUCCCCUCUCUUUCUUCUUUCUUUUGCUCAUUUUAGUUCGUUUCGUUUCCUUUGGUAAAAGCGUUUUCUAGUUUAUGUGACGUAGCAAUAUUUGUUGCUUGAAUUGCUCUAUAGUUUCACUAGUGGAUAUUUAUCUUCUUGAACUGCAGCCUCGUGUCUCACUUUGGGAGCAUACGGAGGCUUUAUACUUUACCUUCUACACUUUUAUCAAAACAGGGUAUAUGAACAAAUUUUCUAUAAAAGGAAUUCUUAAAUGUGAAUUUGUUCGUACAUGAUUGAUCCCGCGGGGAAGCAAUUUUUUUAUUGCACUUCUUUUAAAUAGCGAGAAAGACAUCAGAAGCGCUUGGACAGGGAUUCCCUGGACAGUUAUUGAUACGUGUAAGUCUUUCAAUGUGUGUAUGCUGGUGAACAUUCAGAUUUAUUUAUAUUAUUUUUUUUUUUUUGCAAACAUUGAAUAAUCUAAGUGUUUAAAAUUUUAUUUAUCCCCAUUUGUUCAUAUUUAUAUAUAUAUAAAAAAAACCUGUACCCUGAAUAUUCAGGAGGUAUUUACCUGGCCAUGUGUUAGAUGGCAUAUCGGCACGCGUAGGAAAUAUCAUUUGAAAGGGAACCAUAACUCCUAUAUUAAAAUGAUGAGAACUGUGAUGAAGACGACGCAAUAAAAUCUGGGAAAAGAAAAAAGAUCACAGCUUGAAUAAUUGAUGCCCGUAACAUCCAGAUAGGGGGAAAGAAGGCGUGUGAAGCUGAAAGGCUUAGAUUUGUGUUGAAAGUUAUACAUUCCUUGCUGCUCACGUUCUGAAAACAAAAAAAAAUAAUAAAGUUUUUAUUCUGAAUAAUAAA
Gallus gallus (chicken) is the source of this 2987-nucleotide messenger RNA. RefSeq names its product homeobox A3 (gene HOXA3). NCBI's taxonomy places the organism in Eukaryota, Metazoa, Chordata, Aves, Galliformes, Phasianidae. Gene Ontology annotation, molecular function: DNA-binding transcription factor activity, RNA polymerase II-specific; RNA polymerase II cis-regulatory region sequence-specific DNA binding. Gene Ontology annotation, cellular component: nucleus. The record is from RefSeq and is marked validated. Bases 817 to 2058 code for a protein of 413 amino acids. Gene Ontology annotation, biological process: regulation of transcription by RNA polymerase II. The transcript has 6 exons.